GACUCUGAACUCUGGGCGAGAGUCUCUUUGUAGCUGGAGAUUGUCAGGGCUUUGGGGCAGGAAAUGGCUUUGCCACAAAUCUGGAGGAACAAACCCAAGGCUGCUCCACCACCCCACUAUUUUGAAGGGUUCCUAGAGAAGAAGAGUCCCCAGCAAAAGGAUUACAAGAAAUACUGGGCGGGUCUCCGAGGGCUUCAUCUCUAUUUCUACAACACCAACAAAGAUAUCCAGUACGUUGAGAAGAUUGACCUGGCUGACUUUGUCUCCCUCGCUGAUGACAACUCGCCUCGCUCUGCGGCCACCUUGUCUAUGGACAGAGCAAAGCUGAAUCUAAAACUGAGAAGCCAAGAGGUGAAAUUGAAGAUGGAGAGCCUGGAAUCCCGUGAAAUGUGGAAAGGUUUUAUCCUCACUAUGGUGGAGAUGAAAGUCCCUUCCAGACUAAAUUUGCUCCCUGGACACAUCUACAUGUUGUCUGAAGCACUUGAGAAGGAAAAGGAACGGCAAUCCAGGGUGGACCAGCCUGAUCUGAAAGAUGAGAAGGAGCUCCCAGACUGUUUCUUCAGGGUCUCCAGGACGGAGGCUGAAGUCCUUCUGGAGAAGAAUGAAAAUUGUGGCAAUAUGUUAUUGCGACCGGGAGGAGACGGCAAUAGAGUCUCAGUUACCACUCGGCAGAAGGUGAACGGGACGGUGUCUAUAAAGCACUACAAAGUCAACCUUGUUGGUGGAGAAUACAUCAUUGACGUUGAGGAGCAGUAUCACUGCUCUUCGCUGUCUGGUGUGGUGGAUUUCUUUGUAAGCAGAAGCAAGCGCAUCCUUGUACCGCUGUCUCUUGACGAGAGCUACGCAAUGACAUUAGAGAUCAUGGAGACAGACAAAGAAAGCGGAGAGAGUGCCCUGGUGGCCCCCCGGAAGCCGAAUAUCCCACUACGACUCCCAAAAGCAGCAGGUAUGCCUGGAGAAGAACAGGUCUUCCUACCCCCUCGAUGCCGGCCUCCUCCUCUACCAGUCUUCCCAGUCCAGCCCACACUUAAAGCACGGACCGCCCUGCCGGAGAAUGUGUAUGAGGAAGACGACGCACCAGACGAGACGUAUGUGAAUGAUGAAGAUGUUGCUGAGAUGAGAAAGAGCAAGCCAGCCAGAGAGUCCAAACACAUCCCUGCGCUUGCAGCUCCCAAGAAAUCUUCCAGCGGACCUGGCCAGAGGAGAACAAUGGAAGGCUACAACUCUUGCCUGGCCAUGCCAUUACCCAGAAAUUUUCCCACUGGGAUAGCCGAGGAAUUGGAACGCAAACUCCAGGAACGGAGAGCCACCCUCCAAGACUGAGGCAAUUGCAUCUCUUGCCAAGACGCUGGGGAAGAGGUGAGGAAAGGACAGAGAUGGCUGGUGACCCGCCCCAAAGCUGCCAGCCAGAGUUUUACCUGGAAUCUUUGUGUCAGCCUCUCAGUCAGUCUCUGCCACUUGUCUCAUUGCGAUCUUGGAUUCCGAAGAGAUUCUGUCGGUACAUGCCAGACUGCGGGCAUAUAGUCCAACAUGGGUAGCGAUGCCGGAAGUAUUAAACUCCCUGCCUCUGCCAGCCCUAUUUCUUGUUAAAGAUACUGGAUGGAAUCUUAUAGGCUAAAACCUGCCCAUCUGAGGCCUGCCUGAGCUCAAGCUUCAGGAGGAAAAGGUGGCAGUUGAUGGCGGCAGUUGGGAGGGACAGGAAAAGCCUUUUCGCCUGUCAGAGAAAAGGACCUUAUAUUGGGGGUGUGGGGAUCUUUCUCUAUCCUGAGGGCCACACUACCUUCUAUGGGGCCACACAGCAGUGGUGGGCAGGGCCAGUGGCAAAAGUGGGUGGAGGAAUGCAUGCACAUUUCAAUGCAUGCAUAUUUCUACACAUGCUCACACACUCCUCUCUGCCCUCCAUCAGGGCGAGCCAGAGUUCGAGGAAACAUUCCUGACUCGAGGAGGGUGCAAAACAAGGCCACAAGGGGAUGUGGCCUGGGAACAGUCCCAAGGGCCAUAUAGAGAGGUUUGGAGGGCCACAUUCAGCCUGAUGUUCCCCAGCACCACUGAGGUGGAGAAGCCAUGAGCAAGGGUCUAGCAGAAAUAUGAGGGAGAUCUGGUCAUUGGGAGGCUGUAGACCAUGGCACUUAGGAGGGUGGGGGAAGCUACCAAUUUGGGGACCUAAAAUGCCCCUACUGAUGUGAGGCAACCAGCCGGGAUCUUUAGCUGCAGGUUUUCAAGGACCGGUUAAUGUGUAAAUAGAGGAUUCCCUUGCAGCACGAUCCUGUGCGUUUACUCAGGCGUAGGGAAUGGAACGAAUUUCAGUUCUCAUUUUUUAAGUUUCCAUAGAAACUUUUCUUAGACAUUUUUUGCAUUCCACCGGGAACAGUUUUUGUUUUUUUUUGGGGGGGGGAAGUGGCUUGGAUUUGCUCUCACAGAAGGAACCCGUAAAGCCGACAAGAGACACAGCUGAUGUGAGGGCUAUGCGGAAAUCGAAAAUUUAUUGUUAAGGCCAGAAGUUGGUUGCGUGGCAUCAAUUAAUUUUUGAAAAAACAACGUGGCCAGUGUCUGCAUGUUGGUAACCAAGAGCGCAGCGUUCGAGGGUCGCAUCCGGGCUCUUACAAUGCAGCAAUUUGCAAUUGUAACCUCAUGAAAAUUCUUCAGCAUUUCAGUGCGGAUUUCUCCUAAUAAACCCAUGUUUGUGUGC
Molecule: messenger RNA, 2689 nt
Organism: Rhineura floridana
Lineage: Eukaryota; Metazoa; Chordata; Lepidosauria; Squamata; Rhineuridae
Gene: STAP2
Product: signal transducing adaptor family member 2
Exons: 13
Coding region: 64-1323 (419 amino acids)
Molecular function (GO): signaling adaptor activity
Source: RefSeq, a predicted model, not a curated record